AUGGCGGGUGAGUGGAAGAAAUGGGGAUUUGGGGCUGAAACCCAGAAGGAGGAAAAGGCCGCGCUUGGGAAGUCUAGGUGCCUGAGGCAUGAUUUCCACAACGGGUUUAGCGCCUCGGCCUCAACUUUUACUCUUUACUCUCGUUUCCGCCGUCGUGCUUCUCUUGCCUGCUUGUCGUCCACCAUGUCAUCCCCGUCGUCUCUGGUGGGCUCGCUCCCCAUCCGCCUGCGCAACUUCCUCGCUCGCUACCCUCCGCAAAUAUACUCCGCGGCUGUCGCACCGCGUCCAACUCCCCCAGAGACCGACGCCCCGGCCGAGACAACCCUUCCGUCACCGUACACGCCAAAUCGUGAUGCAAAGGGCACCCACAAGCCAGACCCCACUGCCUACUCUCCCUCCAUGGCUCUCCUAUACAACAAUUCAGAGGCACCCAAUCCCUUCCUGCCACGGAAGGACAACCGGACGGGGAAAUGGAUCCCACCGCGAUUUGGUCUGCGACAACAAGCAGACCUGGUGAAAUUGGCCGCCAAGUACAAGGUGGAGGAAUUGUUACCCCCUGGACGCAAGUCAACUGAGUUCAAGGCAACCCGGCUUGCGGAGCGUGGCUUGCGCAUCAAGGGUACGGGUAUUGGACAAAAGGUCAAGGGACACAAGUGGGAGCGGACAAUGGAGUCGAGAUUGGAGGAGCGCCGGAAGGCAAUGACAGAGAUGCCGGAGAUGAUUCGGUUGUGGAGGCAGAGAGGACAUGGCCGUGGCUGGAAGCAGUGGCCCAAGCGGUAA
Molecule: messenger RNA, 780 nt
Organism: Penicillium lagena
Lineage: Eukaryota; Fungi; Ascomycota; Eurotiomycetes; Eurotiales; Aspergillaceae
Product: mitochondrial 54S ribosomal protein mL59
Exons: 2
Coding region: 1-780 (259 amino acids)
Cellular component (GO): mitochondrial large ribosomal subunit
Molecular function (GO): structural constituent of ribosome
Source: RefSeq, a predicted model, not a curated record